This is a messenger RNA of Closterium sp. NIES-65, 2433 nucleotides long. Lineage: Eukaryota; Viridiplantae; Streptophyta; Zygnematophyceae; Desmidiales; Closteriaceae. The record is from the annotation of a GenBank genome assembly.
AUGAAGAUGCGAUGUUCAGCGAAGUUGCCAAGCUGUGGGCCGGACACACGUCUGGACACACGUCUGGACAUGCACCCGCACUCGGAUCUAGUCGACCUUCGACCAGUUUCCCGGCCUCGUCCGGUCAUCCAGCCGGUCUCGCAGGCGAUCCUGUCGCAGGAUGGUCGCUCGGGUUUGGAUCGCACGGGGGUGGAUCGCACGGGCGUGGGUCGCACGGGGGUGGAUCGCAUGGGCGUGGGUCGCACGGUCGUGGGUCGCACGGUCGUGGUUCACACGGGCGUGGAAAGCGGGGUUGGGGUUAUAGGCAAGGGGGGAGAAGGGUUCAAGGAGAGACCGGGGGAGGGGGAAGAGGCGGAGAGAGCAGGCGCGGAUGGGGCUGGAAGAGGGGGGAAAAGGGCGGAGCAGGCGGGAGAUGCGCGCGGUGGUGGGGAGAAGGGACAGCUGUCGGCGCUACUGGCGAGCGGAGGGUUUUGGGGAGCGGAAGAGGAGGAGGAGGAGGAAGAGGAGGUGGGGGCGGGGAAGGGGGAGAGUGAAGGAGCGAGAGUAAGGCGAAGAGCAGGCGUUGGAUCGACGGCAGGUGAUGGUGGGGAGGGGAAUGGAGGAAUGGUGGAUGGUGGGGAUGGGGAAGGGGGAGGGCAGGAGGGGGGGGAAGGAUGGACGGGGAAGAGGAGAAGACACGAGUGGGAGCAGGACGAAACGGGGGGACGACACGAGGGGGCGUAUCGCGGGCGAGGGGGCAGGGGCGGCGGAAGGGGCGGGCGGGACGACUGGCGGGGAAGAGGAAGAGGGGGAGGGGGCGGCGGAGGCGGAGGCGGGGGGCAUAGGCGGCGCAUGGAAGUGGGUCCCUCGCGUGUGUCUGUCCCCUGCAAGUUUUACCUGGGUGGGCGCUGCAGCAAGGGCGCGUCCUGCCCCUUCCCGCACACAGGCGUUCCGCGGACCAAGAACGAGCCGUGCAAGUUCCAUGUAACGAAUUCGUGCCUUAAGGGGGAUGACUGCCCCUUCUCCCACGACUUGGCGCGCUUCCCCUGCAAGUACUUCCACGUGGGCACGGGGUGCUUGGACGGGGAAAGAUGCAGAUUCUCCCAUGGGAGCGCGGAGGAGAGGGAGUUGGUGCGGUUGAGAGAGAUUUGGCAGAGGGACAGGCCGUGGGGCGCGGCUGGGGAGAGGCAGGGGUUCAGAGAGGUGGAGAGGGGAAAGGAGGGGUUCAGGGAUGGGGGAGCGGGCGGGAGAAGGAUGGCUGGUGCUGGUGGCAGUGUGGAGGUUGGUGGCGUUAGUGGUACUGGUGCUGCUGGUGUUGUUGGUGGUGUUGGUGGUGUUGCUGCUGCUCUUCCUGUUGGUGGUGGGGGAGGGAGGGGAACAUGGGUGGUUAAGGUUGAGGGCAGCGCGGACAGGGGGGAGAGGCUGGGCGGGGUGGGAUCAGAUGGGCGGAAGGGGGGGGGCAUGGGGGGAGAAGCGCAGAAGGAAGGGGGGAUGGGCCAAGAGCGGAAGGAAGGGGGCAUGAGUGGAGGCGGGCGGAAAGAAGACGAGAAAUGCGCGGAUCAGCGGGGUGGUGAGGGGAGGGGGAAGGAGGGCGUAUUGGGUGCUGUUUUGGGCAGCAGGACUGCUGAGGAGGAGGAGGAGGAGGAUGACGAAGAGGAGGAAGGCAGUGCCCCGGAUCCCUAUGGUGCUGCUGGGUCAGGUCCAGGCACCCACCCAUAUGGGGCUCAUGGGGCUGACACAGACCCAUACGGGGUUCAUAUGGGCAGCACAGACCCAUACGGGGCUAGCGGGGUUGACGCAGACCCGUAUGGUGUUGGAGGGGGAGGGCCAGGGGCAGCAUCAACAUCGGUUCAUGACUUCCUGGCACGUGCAGCUGAGUUCUUUGCCGAUGGGGGGACGGGAGGAGAGGGGGAUACACCGAUGUAUGGCAGUAUGGAGUAUAUUGGAGAGGCGGGGGGUGGGAGUGGCCCUCGAUAUAGGCCUGACUAUGGUGGAGAUGGGGGGAGAGUCUCGUAUGGGCCUGAUUAUGCUGGAGAUGGGAAGACUGCAGGGUGUGAGGCGAGGGUCCCAUUUGAGUCUGAUUAUGCUGGAGGGGCGAGUGUACCCCGAUACAGCAGCACGGGGUAUGUGGGUGCAGCAGCAGGGGAUAAAGCAGGGCAGAAUCCUUACACGUGGGAACAUGGGAAUGAAGGGGAGGAAGAGGAAGAGGAGGAGGAAGGGGAGGAGCAGCAGGAGGGCACUGCAGGAAUGGUUGAAGUGGUGCUUGCUUCACAGGGAGUGGAUACACGGGUUGAUCAUUCGGUCAGGGACCUUGAGAAGCAGCCAACAGGAAUGGUAGAGGCGUUGGCUUCUAGGAAGAAUGGAGCAGUCAGUAGUGAGGAUGCUGAUUCUGAGAGGACGGGUCGAGCAAGAGCAAAUGUUGCUUCGCUCUUGAGCCAAGUGCUAGAUAGUUAG